Messenger RNA from Equus quagga, 1540 nucleotides. RefSeq names its product pseudouridine synthase like 1 (gene PUSL1). Gene Ontology annotation, molecular function: RNA binding; pseudouridine synthase activity. Gene Ontology annotation, biological process: tRNA pseudouridine synthesis. The coding region runs from base 108 to 1082 and encodes 324 amino acids. Lineage: Eukaryota; Metazoa; Chordata; Mammalia; Perissodactyla; Equidae. The transcript is spliced from 8 exons. The record is from RefSeq and is a predicted model, not a curated record.
CGGAGAUGAGCGGUGGGCUAGUGGCGGGGUCGCGGCCGUGAGGGGCGCCCAGCGCGCCAUCGGGGUCCAGAACUACCUGGAGGUGAGCUCCGCCGGCGGCUGCAGGGAUGGAGGAGGGCGACCCCGGGGAGGGGCAGAUGGGAACCCCCGCGCCCAUAGGGGUUCGGAGAGCCGUCCCCCGCGGCUCCAGUCUUCGCCCCGAGCUUCUCGCCCCGCCCCCGGCGGCUCUGUCCCCGCAGGAGGCCGCAGAGCGGCUGAACUCAGUCGUGCCGGUCAAGCUCACCAUCUCCAGCCGCACGGAUGCCGGGGUCCACGCCCUGAGCAACGCGGCGCACCUGGACGUCCAGCGCCGCUCAGGCCAACCGCCCUUCUCCCCUGAGGUCCUGGCUAAGGCCCUCAACACCCACUUGAGGCACCCGGCCAUCCGGGUACUCCAGGCCUUCCGUGUGCCCAGCGACUUCCAUGCCCGCUACUCAGCCACUUCCAGGACCUAUCUAUACCGCCUGGCCACUGGCUGCCCCCAGCCUGACCAGCUGUCCGUCUUUGAACAAAACCGGUGCUGGGCGCUGCGAGCAGACAGCUUGGAUGUGGCUGCCAUGCAGGAGGCUGCCCAGCACCUCCUGGGGACACAUGACUUCAGCGCCUUCCAAUCGGCUGGCAGCCCAACCACAAGCUCAGUGCGCACACUGCGCCGAGCCUCAGUGUCCCCUGACCUGCCCAGCCCCUUUGUCCUCCCGCAGGAGAGCAGGGCCACACUGUGGGCUGGGGCUGGCCUGUGUCCCAGAUGUCACAGGUGCCUGUCUCUCCAGGAGGUUGCGGUUCUGGAGCCUGGAGUUCGAGAGCCAGUCAUUCCUGUACAGACAGGUACGGAGGAUGACGGCUGUACUGGUGGCUGUGGGGCUGGGGGCUCUGACGCCUGCUCAGGUGAAGAGGAUUUUGGAGAGCCGGGACCCCUUGGGCAGGCACCAGACGCGUGUGGCCCCAGCCCAUGGCUUGUUCCUGAAGUCAGUGCUUUACGGGGGCCAUGGGGACCUUGCAACUGGAAAUCCAGCCUGGGCCCAGUGGGACCGUCAGCCAGAUGACUUCAGCCCAGAGACCAGAGGCCCAAAGGCAGGCGGCCUGGAGUGAGGUCCUGCCUCCUGUGGCCCCAAAGCUCCUGGCCUAUGUCCUGCAGGAUCCACAGCACAGAAGCCACAGAUGACCCUCGGGUGCCCAGCCAUGGUCAGGGCAGCCAUGGCACACUAGGCCCAGCCGCUGGACCCUGCCCAGCUCUGCCUGCCACUGUGCCCAGCAGGGACCAGCCUGAACUGUCAAGCACUCCACCGCCUGGAGCUGCAGUGGCCUGCUGCCUCUGGUUAGCUCGUGCCUGCCUGAAGUCCCCAACGCCUGGGUGCCCUGGCUGGGCUGCCACAGUGGCAGGCUGCAAGCACCAAGAAGGGGACAGCCAAGUAGCCUCGGUUCUGUCUAUUGGAAAUUAAUACCUCGGGAGCCCCCACCCAUCUCCUGGGAGUCAGGGAGUAGAAAUAAAAGGUGAAGAGGU